UAUAAAUACGUCAAGCGUAAGACACACUCGGAUUCGAGAACCAAUCUCCAUCGUCUUCUCCCCGCCCCCUCUCCUCAUUUCAUCGAAUAGCUGAGAGAGAAGGGUAAAAGUAUCAGUAGAAGACACGCCAUUCUCCGCCCUAGCAUCAGCCAUCGCCGCCGGGGAUUAACCCUAAAAUAUUCUAGUAUAGCCUAUGGGUAUUGAUUCGGUGAUUCACCCGAUAGAAAACAGUACUGUAAAAGUAAACAAUACUAAAAAACUUAGCAUUCAAUCCAAAGUAUCAGGGAUUAUUAUGGCUCAAGACGAGUCGUACGUUUCUUCAUCAGCACUUGACGCAGCUAGAGAUGCUGCUGGAGAUUCAGAGAAGUCUAUGGCUGGAAACCUAAAUUCGUCAGCAGAGUCACCCUUGCCGCAGCUCGAGGUUGGCAACCCGGUGGAGUCGUCCACCUCUAUUUCUCCACCGUCGGAUCAGCUUCCGUUGUCUCUCUCCAGGAAUCUUUCCCUCAGCAAGUUGAACGCCGGAGCUCCUGCAUUUAUCCCCAGAAACGCGCCUUCGCACUCUGCCUCAUCAGCGACAUCUGCCUCUCCGGCUCCUUCAGCUUUAGCUUCUUCUUCAUCUUCACCGUCUUUGCCUGGACUAAUGAUACCUCCUCAGCAUGCCCAACCGUUGCUACACGUUUACAACACACCAAGAGGAGGUAGUGCCUUCGGCCCAAUCUCUCCCCAUGUGCCGGUCCAGAGUCACUAUCUCUAUGCUCCUAAUCUUCCCACCCCAUAUAUGAAUGGAGGGUUUUUGGAUCAGGCAGUGCAAGAGGUCACAGGUUCUGGUAGUACUACUGCAGUUCAGGCUGCCUCUCCGCAGGAAUUGGAUAAAGGGUUUAAAAAUGGUAGAUCAUCAGAAGACGCAUCUCAGAAGAUUAUUAACCAGGUGGAAUAUUAUUUCAGUGAUUUAAAUCUUGCAACCACUGAUCAGUUAAUCAGGGUUAUGAACAAAGAUCCUGAAGGAUAUGUACCGAUAUCUGUUGUUGCAUCCUUUAAGAAGAUUAAAGCUCUACUCAGUAAUCAUGCCCAACUUGCUAAGAUCCUUUGCAACUCAACAAAGCUUGUAGUUAGUGAAGAUGGAAAAAAGGUCAAACGCCGGCAUCCUCUUAGUGUAAAAGAUAUGGAAGAGUUGCAAUCUCGCAUAAUUAUUGCUGAAAACCUGCCUGAGGACCAUUGCCACCAGAACCUUAUGAAGAUUUUUUCAACUGUUGGAAGUGUGAAGAUGAUUCGCACAUGUCAACCUCAGACUAUCAAUGGCGGAUCAUCAUCAGGAACUAGAACAACAAAGUCAGAUAGUAUGCUCCUCAUCAACAAGUUGCAUGCAUUUGUUGAAUAUGAAACUGCUGAAUUGGCUGAAAAGGCGGUUGCUGAACUAAAUGAUGCUGGUGACUGGAGGAAUGGUCUCAAAGUUCGUCUACUGAGAAGCAACCUGAAGGAAGAAGAUUCAUUUGCCUCCGAGAAGCAACUCUCAUUGCAACAUGCUGACCCUCAACCUAACGGGCUCACAGGAGGGGAAGAGGGUGGUGAUAAGGAUGUGCAAAGGAAAGGACGUAACCGUGGCAAGGGUAGAGGACGUCCUAACAACCGCGGAUCUCUAGGAACUUCAUUACAAUCAACUGGAAACCGUACUGCGCCACAACCUCUUCCAAACUUCUCCUUAAAUGCUGAGCAGCCAGUUGCAGGAAAGCAACAACCAUCUGUGCCCCGAAUGCCCGAUGGUACUAGGGGGUUCUCAAUGGGCCGCGGGAAACCAGUUGCUGUUAGAAGUGCCUGAAAUUCUCCUUUUAUAUAUGCAUAUAGAAUUGGCGGGAUAAUGUGUGUGCUAUACUGGGAAGUGGGAAGGCAUGUUCUUCAUUUUUGUGCAGUAUUGAUUAAUGCUAGGAAGGAAUUGGAGGGGUUAUUGAAAAGUCUCCCACUACAGACAUGGCAUGUUUGUUUUCUUUGUUGAGGAGAGGACCUUUGUGGGUGCUGUAUUAUUAUUAUAAUUGUUAGUAUUAGAAUGAUAAACAGAACCUGCAGCAUUAUAUAACCUACACUUAUACUUGAUGAGGACUUGACUAAAAGAAUACCAGUUUGCAAGCAAAGCUUAUUUUAUUUAUUUCAAUUUAC
Messenger RNA from Cuscuta europaea, 2151 nucleotides. NCBI's taxonomy places the organism in Eukaryota, Viridiplantae, Streptophyta, Magnoliopsida, Solanales, Convolvulaceae. The record is from the annotation of a GenBank genome assembly.